UUAUGUCUGGACGUGGUAAGCAAGGAGGCAAAGUUCGUGCCAAGGCCAAGACUCGCUCUUCUCGCGCCGGGCUCCAGUUCCCCGUGGGCCGAGUGCACCGCCUGCUCCGAAAGGGCAACUACGCCGAGCGGGUCGGGGCCGGCGCGCCGGUUUAUCUGGCGGCGGUGCUGGAGUACCUGACGGCCGAGAUCCUGGAGCUGGCGGGCAACGCGGCCCGCGACAACAAGAAGACGCGCAUCAUCCCGCGCCACCUGCAGCUGGCCAUCCGCAACGACGAGGAGCUCAACAAGCUGCUAGGCAAAGUCACCAUCGCUCAGGGCGGCGUCCUGCCCAACAUCCAGGCUGUACUAUUGCCCAAGAAGACCGAGAGCCACCACAAGGCCAAGGGCAAGUAAGGCCUCAAGAGCAACGCCUUCGAAACCAAAGGCUCUUUUCAGAGCCACCUACUUUUUCUGCGGAGGA
This is a messenger RNA of Mesoplodon densirostris (Blainville's beaked whale), 462 nucleotides long. Its product is annotated as histone H2A type 1-like. Gene Ontology annotation, molecular function: structural constituent of chromatin; protein heterodimerization activity; DNA binding. The record is from RefSeq and is a predicted model, not a curated record. The coding region runs from base 3 to 395 and encodes 130 amino acids. Gene Ontology annotation, cellular component: nucleosome. The transcript has a single exon. NCBI's taxonomy places the organism in Eukaryota, Metazoa, Chordata, Mammalia, Artiodactyla, Ziphiidae.